ACACGCUGGCCCUUCAGUGCUCAGGGUCCCCACCCACCCUCGUGCCCUGGCAGGCUCCCCUGGGUGGUAAAGAUGACCGAUCAAGAGCAGGGCCCACUGUGCUGUCCUAAGGAAAUCCUCUGGGCUGGACGUUACUGUUCUCUUCCUUUUACAGAUGAAGAAAUGCAGCCCCCAGAGGAGGCAAAGGGGGAGAGCUUUAGGUCUGGCAGCUGGGGCUCCUCGGGGGUCCCCAAGCCCCAGGAUGCCUUUCUGCUGAGACGGAUGCCUGGACCCACACAGCAGGCACAGAGAGGGGAUGGCCAGGCUGUCCACGCAGGGGAACCCCCAGGGCCAGGGUCCUACAGAGGUGGAAGGGAGGUGAUGUACAACCCAGAAUCCCAGCCCUGGAGCAGCCCCAGAAAGGCCUCAUAUGUCACAGCCGCCCCCACUUAGGGCUGUGCCCUCAGCCCUCGUGCCCGGCUGAAGGCUGGGCUGCUGGCCCCCCUCCCCCCAAGGGCCUGAGGCCCCCCCGGGCCGGAUGGCUGCUCAGACCCCCCUCACCUUGUCGGACACAGUGGCCGUUUUCCUAACCCUCCCCACCAGGCCAGCCAAGGAUUCGGGGAGGACUAGGGGCCAGCAAGAGCCAGAGGGGGCGGUCUGCAGACUGUCGACCCGGCCCAGGGCUCCGUGAUGUCAUGGCGGGUGCUAAGGAGGGGGAGGGGGCCGGGCUGUUUUUCUGGAGAGUUGGAGCAGAAGUGAGACAAAGCGAGGCAGGCGGGCCAGGCAGGCGCCAUGGAGCUGCGGUCUCAAGUCCUGCUCUGGGAACUGUUGCUUCUGCAGAGCUCUGCUGUCCUUCUGUCCUCAGUGCCCUCAGGGCCCGCGCCGGCCGCCAGCUCCGUGGUGUCCGAGUCCACGGUGAGCUGGGCGGCCGGCGCCCUGGCGGUGCUGCGCUGCCAGAGCCCGAGGAUGGUGUGGACGCAGGACCGGCUGCACGACCGCCAGCGCGUGGUCCACUGGGACCUCAGCGGCGGCCCCGGCGGCCCCGCGCGCCGGCUCGUGGACAUGUACUCGGCGGGCGAGCAGCGGGUGUACGAGCCGCGCGACCGCGGCCGCCUCCUGCUGCCGCUCUCCGCCUUCCACGACGGCAACUUCUCGCUGCUCAUCCGCGCGGUGGAGGAGGCCGACGAGGGGCUGUACACCUGUAACCUGCACCACCAUUACUGCCACCUGUACGAGACCCUGGCCAUUCGCCUCAAGGUCACGGACGAUCCCCGGGCGGCCGGCGCGCACUGGGACGGCGAGAAGGAGGUGCUGGUGGCGGAGCGCGGCGCGCCCGCGCUGCUGACCUGCGUGAACCGGGCGCACGUGUGGACCGACCGGCACCUGGAGGAGGCGCAGCAGGUGGUGCACUGGGACCGGCAGCCGCCCGGGGUGCCGCACGACCGCGCCGACCGCCUGCUGGACCUCUACGCCUCCGGGGAGCGCCGGGCCUACGGGCCGCCCUUCCUGCGCGAGCGCGUGGCCGUGGCGGCGGACGCCUUUGCGCGCGGCGACUUCUCGCUGCGCAUCGACCCGCUGGAGCGCGGCGACGAGGGCACGUACUCCUGCCACCUGCACCACCACUACUGCGGCCUGCACGAGCGCCGCGUCUUCCACCUGCGCGUCACCGAGCCGGCCCCGCCGCCGCCGCCGCCGCCGCCGCGGGGCUCGCCGGGCAACGGCUCCAGCCACGGCGGCGCGCCCGGCCCAGAUCCCACGCUGGCGCGCGGCCGCAGCGUCAUCAACGUCAUCGUCCCCGAGGGCCGCGCGCACUUCUUCCAGCAGCUGGGCUACGUGCUGGCCACGCUGCUGCUCUUCCUCCUGCUGCUCGUCACCGUCGUCCUGGCCACCCGCCAGCGCCGCCGCGGGGGUGAGCUGGGCUCUCCGGGCCGGCGCCGCGCAGCCUUUCCCGACCAGCAGCGGGAAGCGGGGGCGAGGCGGGGCUACGAGUACUCCAGCGAGAAGUCAGGGAAGCCGAAGGGGAAGGAUGUGAACAUGGCAGAGUUUGCUGUGGCCACAGGAGACCAGGCUCUUUACAGGAGUGAGGAUAUCCAACUAGAUUACAAAAACAACAUCCUGAAGGAGAGGGCUGAGCUGGCCCACAGCCCACUGCCCGCCAAGUACAUCGACUUGGACAAAGACUUCAGGAAGGAGUACUGCAAAUAAGGUGACCCUGGGCUCCUGGCUGGGCCAGCCGCCCUGCCGACUCCCGUCUGUCUUGGAGGAUGACCUCCUGACCCUCACGUGGCUCACCCCCCACCCUUCCAGCGGCUGGUCCCGCUGUUCUGGAACUUGGCCUCGACUGGCCCAGAGCAAGGCUGCCUCCAGACUCCUCUCCCAGGAGCCACCCGAAUCCCCACAAGCAGCAGCGGGCUCUCUGGACUCUGCUGGGGGUGCGGCAGCCCUUAGGUGCCUGCUGGCUCCCCUUCCCCCUGCACAGCCCAGCCCCCACUGACGUUCACCAGCGCCCUGGGCUCUCCUGGCCUGUGCCGCCCUGGGCUGGGGCUCAGCGGGGCUCGGUGCUCGGGUCGGCCUCAGGACUAGCACCCCCACCUCUCCUUCACCCCUUUCUAGGGGGAGUCUAAGGCUGGGAUCUGAGGAUUGCACACUCCAGGCCCCAGGCUAAUUCCCCUCUGCUGUGUUGGGGUACCUGGGGUUGCACGGGGGCCCCUUCUCUGCCUUUUGCCCAAGGUGCCUUGACGGUCACUGGGCUCCAUGUGACCUUUGACCCUGACCCCACUCCCAUAGCCCCUCCCUGGGCUGGAGUCUGGGGCUGGGACCUCAUUCGGUCUCUGUUCUGGCUGAGGACAGGGGAGGGGUAAAGAUGGUUCUAGAGUGGCCUGUGUUGCCACUCCCAACACCCCACAUUUGCUCCUCCUAGGAAACUGCCAUCAUCACAAUAAAGACACCAUGAUUUUUAGA
This is a messenger RNA of Hyaena hyaena (striped hyena), 2940 nucleotides long. It is a transcript of the gene MXRA8, whose product is annotated as matrix remodeling associated 8. The coding region runs from base 772 to 2184 and encodes 470 amino acids. Gene Ontology annotation, cellular component: cell surface; membrane. Lineage: Eukaryota; Metazoa; Chordata; Mammalia; Carnivora; Hyaenidae. Gene Ontology annotation, biological process: cell adhesion; establishment of glial blood-brain barrier. The transcript is spliced from 10 exons. The record is from RefSeq and is a predicted model, not a curated record.